AUGAUAGCUGUAUCGGAAGUGUUGUCAUUUUAUGGGCGGCAUAGAUUAAAGAUUUUGAGAAGUUCUUACGUUUUACUGCUUUUCUCAACGCUGUAUGGAUUAUCAGGUAGUAAAAGUGUAUCAAAGGCAGUCAAAAGGGUUGAAAAAAGGGAUAGUAUGCAUGGUGGGGAGGCUGGUGCAGGCGGUAGUGAUUUUGGAAUUUAUAGCGGCUCUGAAGAUGAUUCGAUGAGUGACAAGCAGAGUGAUGAAGACGAAAAUGAGGGUGAGAUGCAUUUAUCUCGCAAGAAGAAAACUGAUACAAGACAACAUUCACAGAGGAAACACAAUCAUCAACGUUUGGAUUUUCUCAUAAAAUUGAUCCUUAGAGAUAAAAAAUUUAUACUGCUGUUUUUAACACAAGCAGUAUUAUUGGUUAUAAGAACCCUACUAUCGCUACGUGUUGCAACUUUAGAUGGUAAAAUUGUAUCAUCCUUGGUGAAGGCCAAGUAUUCCAAAUUUAUUAAAAUUUUAGGCAAUUGGAUGUUACUGGGGAUACCGGCAAGUUUUGUAAACGCAUUAAUAGCUUAUAUGACAAGAUGGUGUUCAUUGACUAUUAACAAGAUACUUACCACGUAUAUGCUGGGCAAAUAUUUGGCAAAUCACCAUACAUUCUAUGCCGUAGCAGCAUCUAGUACAGCCUCUGAGGUCCAAGAUAACCUGACAAAGGAUAUCGCGGCUUUCUCCAAUACUGUAUCAUCUUUACUAAACCAAUUGUUAAAGCCAAUGCUAGAUUUGCUUCUUUGCUCAUUCAGACUACUAAAUUCAAACUCUAGUUUUAUGGGAGAAGGUACAUUGGCAUUGGGACUGGUAGUUCACAUAUCUAACCAAUUGUUAAGAGCAGUACAACCUAACUUCACCAAAUUGAUCAUGAAGAGAUCUACUAUGGAAAGCUGGUUUAGAUCUUUACACUCUAAUGUCCAUGCCCAUAACGAAGAAAUUGCGAUUAUGAGAGGUCAGUCAAAUGAAUUAACUACUUUAGAUUAUUCGUUUUACGAAUUGGUUCUAUUCAUGAACAGAGAAAUUAAGAAAAGAUUUGCUUACGAUUUUGCUUCUAGUUUUAUCAUCAAAUAUUCUUGGGGUGCAGCAGGUUUAGUGCUUUGUUCUAUCCCCAUUUUCUUUAGGGAUAAAAUUGCAAUUGCUAGUGAAGAUGUUACAGCAGAUUUCAUUACAAAUAGGCGUCUUUUAAUGACUGCAUCAGGCUCCUUAGGCAGAUUCGUCGAGUUAAAAAGAAGCAUUCAACAACUUCGUGGUGUUUGGUUGAGACUAAAACGCUUUGAUGAACUAUUAGACAGUCAUUCAGGUGCACAAGAGUCUAGAUCAGACGAUGGUGUUACUAUUGAAUAUGAUCAGAAAAGAAUUAAAUUCGAAAAUGUACCGCUAGUGACACCAGCAGAUCAAAUAUUGAUUGAAGAGUUAAAUUUUGAAUUAAACCAUGGUGAUCAUCUUCUAAUAAUUGGUCCCAACGGAUGUGGUAAAUCUUCAUUGUUUCGUAUUCUUGGUGGAUUAUGGCCUGUUAGGUUAUCGCUAGAAGGUAAACCCACUAGAAUAGUAAUUCCGCCUGGUAUGAAUGAUGAUGAAUGUUCUAUCUUCUAUUUACCUCAAAAACCUUAUAUGGGUAAUAUGACAACCUUCAGGGAGCAAAUCAUAUAUCCUGACACAGUUGCACAGUUUGAAAGAAGGUUUCAUGGUAAUUACGGUAAAGGUGAUAAGCAUUUGGCAAAAAUUUUGAGUACAUUAGAAUUGGAGGAUCUUAUUUCUGAAAACAUGGCUCUGGUAAUGGUGAAUGCUUCUGACAAUGGUGGAGGAAUUAAUUCACCUGUGAAACCACGUCAAGCGUUUGAUAUUAGAAGAAACUGGUCAGAAGAAUUAUCCGUUGGUGUACAACAGAGACUGGCUAUGGCAAGAAUGUAUUACCACAGACCGAAAUUUGCAGUCCUAGAUGAAUGCACUUCAGCGGUAUCGCCUGAAAUGGAACAGAAGAUGUAUUUAACAGCACAAAGGCUGGGAACUUCACUGAUAUCGGUGUGUCAUAGAACUAGUCUAUGGCAUUUCCAUAACUACCUGUUAAAAUUCGAUGGUAAAGGUGGGUAUAAAUUUGAACAUUUUGAUCCGCAAGAAAGACUAGCCAACGAAAAUAAGCUAAUGGAAUUAAAUGCAAUUCUUGAUCAACAAGUUCCAAUGUGGGAAAAACGACUCAAAGAUUUAACAGUGGCCAGAAGAUCGAAUAUCAUCCGUAGGUCACAAUCAGAAUUAAUUCAGCCACCAUCGCCACCGAAGAAUUCUCCAGAUGCAACCAAAAUGCCUUUAUCCAAUGGUCAAAGAUUACCAGCAAAUCCAGUCGCUGCUACACAACCAAGCAAGAUCAACUCAAAACUACUAAGAUCUAGUGAUAGUCAAGAAAAAACAAACGAACCUGUAAAUAAUAUAUGA
Molecule: messenger RNA, 2469 nt
Organism: Zygosaccharomyces rouxii
Lineage: Eukaryota; Fungi; Ascomycota; Saccharomycetes; Saccharomycetales; Saccharomycetaceae
Gene: PXA2
Product: ATP-binding cassette long-chain fatty acid transporter PXA2
Exons: 1
Coding region: 1-2469 (822 amino acids)
Biological process (GO): long-chain fatty acid import into peroxisome; very long-chain fatty acid catabolic process; peroxisome organization
Cellular component (GO): peroxisomal membrane
Molecular function (GO): ABC-type transporter activity; long-chain fatty acid transmembrane transporter activity; ATP hydrolysis activity
Source: RefSeq, a predicted model, not a curated record